AUGGGAGACAGCAAGAAAAAGUCACAGAAAUCAUGGAGACCAUCUAUCCCGUGCAUACUCUGUGGAAAAUGCUACACCACAAUGGGUAACUUACGCCGUCAUGUCAAUAACAUACACGGAAAUAGAUCUACGUUUUAUCGAUGCAAAAUAUGCAAAACAACGUUUGGCAGAAUGGACAACUAUGAGAAACAUUUACGUAAUAUGCACCCAUUCUACAAAGUAGAGCCAGAAAUUAUGAAAGAUGUCACCAGAGAACAGGCAAAACCACCAGCCAAAUGGAACAGACCGGCAGAAAGUUUGACCAAGAAACAGUUGGAACUAGCCAAAUUUAAAGUAAAACCAGCCACGGGCGUAACCUCCUCUGGACCAGCCAGUAGGUUCAGACCGGUUCUUGAGGAGGCAGUUGAUUUACUUAAACAAGAUCUUUUUCUGAGUGAUUCAUCUGAUUCGGAGUCAGAAGCAGAAGGAAAGCAGGGGAGUCGGAACCACCGAGACCUAGCCUAUUUAUCCAGUUCAACCCACACUAUCUGUUUAGACGAGAAAGAGUACUAG
Ylistrum balloti is the source of this 552-nucleotide messenger RNA. Its product is annotated as MDS1 and EVI1 complex locus protein EVI1-A-like. Bases 1 to 552 code for a protein of 183 amino acids. The transcript has a single exon. NCBI's taxonomy places the organism in Eukaryota, Metazoa, Mollusca, Bivalvia, Pectinida, Pectinidae. The record is from RefSeq and is a predicted model, not a curated record.